AAGUCAUAACUUUGCCUUCAAAAAAAAAAAAAAAAAAACCGAAGAAAAGAUGUACACUUACAGCAGUAAUCCUAGUGGCAUAACCUACAAUCCUACUACUUCCAAAUACUCAGUCACCUUCGCAGGAAAAACUAUAGAAACUACGCUCACUGACAAAGCCACUGUGACUGAUGAAUGGGUACGUGAAAUUCUUUCUUUGCAUGGUAACAGUCCCAUGGUUGUUGUUGGCCUAGACAUUGAGUGGAGACCCCACGAAAUAAGCUGGAUGAGCAACAAAUCGGCCACGUUGCAAUUAUGCAUCGAUCAAAAAUGCCUUAUUCUUCAACUCUUUUAUGUUGACCAACUUCCUGAAUCCCUCAAAGAUUUUCUCAAGAAUACUAAGUUUAUAUUUGUGGGAAUUGAGGUCGCUGAUGAUGUAAAAAAGCUCAAGGAUGAGUAUGGGUUGGAGUGUGGUAAGUGUGCUGAUAUUCGUGCGUUGGCCAAACAGCGUUGGCCAGGGAGGUUUCGUAGACCAGGGUUGAAAGAUCUUGCUUGGGAAGUGGCAAGUUUGAACAUGAAAAAGCCUAAGCAUGUCUGUAUGAGUAAUUGGGAGGCAAGGGAGCUGAAUAAUGAUCAGGUUGAGUAUGCUUGCAUAGAUGCUUAUGCUUCCUAUAAGAUUGGGCACAAGCUGUUACUUGAGUAAAAUUAACUUGUCUUUUGCCCACCAUGGAACUAUGUGUGUGUGUAUAGAUGAGGCAUAAUAUUAUAUAAAGUACUUAUUUUCUAAUUUUGACAGUUCUCCUUCGUUUGUUUUGCUCUAUUUAGAAGCAGACAAAUGGGAGCUGUAUAUUAUCGGGAAAUAUAUAAAUAGGCAUGCUUUGGUGGGUUGUGGCGCAAGUGCUGGAGAUGGCACUUAAUGUUGUAAUGUUUUGAAUUAGAUGCUACUAUAACGUAUAGUACUCUUUUCGGAUUUAACAAGAAAGCAAGGUUUGCUUGUAUAAUAGAAGGUGUUGUGAUUG
This is a messenger RNA of Lycium ferocissimum, 998 nucleotides long. RefSeq names its product 3'-5' exonuclease-like. Gene Ontology annotation, cellular component: nucleus; cytoplasm. The record is from RefSeq and is a predicted model, not a curated record. Gene Ontology annotation, molecular function: 3'-5' exonuclease activity; nucleic acid binding. The transcript has a single exon. Lineage: Eukaryota; Viridiplantae; Streptophyta; Magnoliopsida; Solanales; Solanaceae. Bases 50 to 682 code for a protein of 210 amino acids. Gene Ontology annotation, biological process: nucleobase-containing compound metabolic process.